Molecule: messenger RNA, 2391 nt
Organism: Micromonas pusilla CCMP1545
Lineage: Eukaryota; Viridiplantae; Chlorophyta; Mamiellophyceae; Mamiellales; Mamiellaceae
Exons: 3
Coding region: 1-2391 (796 amino acids)
Biological process (GO): regulation of transcription by RNA polymerase II
Cellular component (GO): SAGA complex
Molecular function (GO): transcription coactivator activity
Source: RefSeq, a predicted model, not a curated record
AUGGACGCGGGCGGCGGGCCCGGGCCCGGGCCCGGGUCCGAAACCGUCGCGAGGGAGGACCUCGCGGACGCGAAGCGACGGCUCCUCGCGCUCGCUGGCCCGAACGCGGAGACGUACUGGUCCACCCUGAGCGCGUUCCUGCAGAAGCAGAUCGCGAAGACGGAGCUGGACGCGCGCGUGCCCGCGCUUCUCCAAGGCUCGCGCGACGCCGUGCGGCUUCACGACGCGUUCCUUCGAGGGAUCUACUCCACCGCGGUGAGCAAGUCGCGGGCGCUCGCGCGGCAGCAGGCCGCGGCGAUGGCGCAGCAGCAGCAGCAGCAGCAGCAGCAGGGAGGAGGAGGAGGAGGAGGAGGAGGAAACGGUGGCGGCGGCGGCGGGGAGGCGGCGAGGUUGAGCAGUCACGGAGAACAGAUCUCUGAUCAGAUGUACCUCACGCCGACGCAGCCGGGUCAGGGGAUGGGACCGGGGACGAUCGCGAGCCUCACGCCCGCGCAGCGUCAGUACCUCGCGCAGCAGCAGCAGCAGCAGCAGCACGCGAUGAUGCAGCAACAGCAGCAGCAGCUAGAGCAGCUGCGGCGGCGCGGCGGCGACGCGGAGAGCGGGCCGGAGAGCGCCGCGCUCGCGGCGCGAAGAGCGAGGGACGCCGCGCUGGAGAUGCAGAGACGGCAGCAGUUGCAGCAGUACCAACAGCAGCAGCACGCGCAACAGCAACAGUUUCAACGCCACCCGGACUGGGCGCCGCCGCGGUGGAUCGAGGCGACGCCGGGCGCGACGGCGCCGGCGGCGGCGCCGGGGCCGAAGAAGAAGGGCCGCCCCGUGGGGAGCGGGAAGAAAGCGAAAGCGGCGGCGGCGGCGGCGGCGGCGGCGGCGGCCCAGCAGCAGCAGCAGCAGCAGCAACAACAACAACAACAACAGCAACUCCUCGCGCUGCAGCGGAUGCAACAACAGAUGAACCUGCAACGUCUGCAGCAACACUGGGCGGCGUUGGGCGGCGCCGACGCGCAGACGAGCGCGCCGCAGCCUCAUCCGCCGCACGGGACCGCGGGGCCGUCCGGCGGGUUGACGCGAGCGCAGUUCCAGGCGUCGCCGCCGGCGCGGCAACGCGAGUUGGCGCUCGAGCAAGAGCGCCGACGCCAGCUGUACCAAGCGCAACACGCGACGGCGAUGCAGCAGCAGCAGCAGCAGCAGCAACAGCAGCAGCAGCGCGCGCACGCGGAGCUGGAGCUGUCGCUCGCGCGGCAGAAGCGGGAGCGGGAGCAGCAGCAGCUGGACCACCGCGCCGCGCUCGGCGGCGAGGCGACCGCGGCGGCGGCGAACAAAAAAAGUCGACGGAGUCAUCAUCACCCGUUCGCCCUCGACGGGGCCCCCGGGACGGAGGGCGUCGACGCGAGCGCGCGCGUCGCGUUCGUCUCCCCGAGCGUCGUGACCUUAGGCGACGACGUGAGAGGCGGGAUGACGGGGGAAGGCGGCGCGCGCGUCGACAUCGCGGCGCCGCGGCCGUCGCUGGACGCGUUGUACCGCGAGAUGGACGUCGACGACGAGUGGUGGGACGAGAUGUUGAAGACGAGCGGCGAGCGCCGCGCGGGGCCCGGGGAAACGGGCGACGACGACGACGACGUCAUCGAGACCCUGGAGAAGGACGACGACGACGGCGAUGACGGCGGCGACCGCGGAGGCGACGCCGCGUCGCCCGGGUCGGACCAGACCGCGGUGACGGUGGCGGCGGCGGCGGCGUUCGCGCCCGCGGGGGGAAAGCCGUUCGCGCGCGCGGCGACGCGACGCGUCGCGCGCGCCGCCCCCGCGCCGCCGCCGCCGCUGAUCGGGAUAUCCGCCCCUCGCGCGCGCGCGCUCGUCGGCGUUGUCGCGACGAGCGCGGACCUGGCGGCGUCGUGCACGCCGGCGGGUAACGCUCUCGGUGAGAGCGUUUCGAAUCUCCCGAGGGACGCGGUCGUCGCGGACGAGGACGUCUUGGCGCGGUCGAUGCGCGUCGUCGCGCGCGAUUCGAUGCUCGAGGAUGUCGACCCGGCGUGCGUGCGCGCUAUGGCGCACGCGGUGAGGGAGUACCUGACGCGGACGGUGAGGAAGAUCGUCGCGAAGAGGGACGAGCGGCUGGCGGCCGCGGAGGGGAACGAAGGGAGUGUCGGACGCACGAGCGCGUCGGACGCGUCGGACGCGUCGCGAGCGAAGGAUGAAUCCUUGGACGAGAUGGAACGUCGGAUGCUCGCGCGCGGGGGUAAUAAACGCGUGGGCGUGGAGGACUUAGUCGCCGCGACCGCGGAUGAACCGGACGCGCUCGGACGGCGCGAUCGGCUCGCGUUUCUCGCCGCGGAGGAAGGCGUGACGCGCGCGCGGUUGGGCCGCGGUCGCGAACGGCGGGAGGACGAUUCGUGA